CAGUGAAGGGACAAGUUACUCUGUCUACGCCAGUCACUCGGUAAAGCAAAAUGAGGCUCAAACGACUUCUUAUCAGAUACUAUCCUCCAGGAAUCAUUCUUGAAUACGUGAAGGGUGGAGAGCUGAGGAACAAAUCCAUAGAUCUUCUGGACUUAAAUCCAGAGACCGACACAGAGAAGCUUAUCAGGGAGAUUCAGGAGUCAGAGCCUCUGAUAACUGAGUCGCGAACGGACCAGAUGCGUCUGCUCCUACGCACUCUGCAGGAAAAACUGGCCAAGCAAGACGACCGCCGAUUCCACCAGUUCAAGGCGCUUCAGGCACACAUCCUUCCACUGACAAACGUAGCGUUUAAUAAAUCAGGGUCGAGUUUCAUAACAGGCAGCUAUGAUAGGACAUGUAGGAUUUGGGACACAGCAUCAGGAGAGGAGCUCCGCACACUGGAGGGCCACAGGAAUGUGGUGUACGCCAUUACAUUCAACAAUCCCUACGGGGACAAGAUUGCCACGGGCUCCUUUGAUAAGACCUGCAGGUUAUGGAGUGUGGAGACGGGGAAGUGCUUCCACACAUUUCGAGGGCACACAGCAGAGAUAGUAUGCCUGGCAUUUAACCCCCAGAGUUCUCUGGUUGCCACGGGAAGCAUGGAUACCACAGCUAAAUUAUGGGAUGUACAGACAGGAGAGGAGGUGGCCACUCUCACGGGUCACGCUGCUGAGGUCAUCUCUCUGGCCUUUAACACGGUGGGGGAUCAGCUGGUUACUGGCUCAUUCGAUCACACCGUGGCUCUGUGGGAUGUCCCUUCAGGCAGGCGUUUGCACACACUGAUUGGUCACCGUGGGGAGAUCAGUAGUGUGCAGUUUAACUGGGACUGCUCUCGAAUCCUCACUGGAUCCAUGGAUAGGAGCAGCCGGGUUUGGGACUCUGCAUCAGGGCAGUGUCUAGCCACUCUCUCAGGUCAUGAGGAUGAAGUGCUAGACGUGUGUUUCGACUGCACAGGACAGCUCAUCGCCACCGCAUCGGCAGACGGUACUGCCAAAGUAUUCAGUGCAGCAACACAUGAAUGCAUAGCCAAACUGGUGGGCCACGAGGGAGAAAUCUCAAAGGUGUGUUUUAACCCUCAGGGCAGCCGUGUGUUGACAGCGAGUGUGGAUAAGACGGCACGCCUGUGGGACGUUCAGUCAGGUGUGUGUGUCCAGGUGCUGAUGGGACACACUGACGAGAUCUUCUCCUGUGCCUUCAACUACGAAGGAGAUGCCAUUAUCACAGGAAGCAAGGACAACACCUGCAGGAUCUGGCGCUGAACCGGAUGGCACAGGGAAGAGGACAGCAGUCACACACACACACACACGCACACACACACACACACACACACAAUAACACACACACACACAC
Messenger RNA from Clupea harengus (Atlantic herring), 1389 nucleotides. RefSeq names its product dynein assembly factor with WD repeats 1 (gene daw1). Gene Ontology annotation, molecular function: ubiquitin binding. Gene Ontology annotation, cellular component: cytoplasm; nucleus. NCBI's taxonomy places the organism in Eukaryota, Metazoa, Chordata, Actinopteri, Clupeiformes, Clupeidae. Gene Ontology annotation, biological process: ubiquitin recycling; proteasome-mediated ubiquitin-dependent protein catabolic process. The record is from RefSeq and is a predicted model, not a curated record.